Molecule: messenger RNA, 1593 nt
Organism: Closterium sp. NIES-65
Lineage: Eukaryota; Viridiplantae; Streptophyta; Zygnematophyceae; Desmidiales; Closteriaceae
Source: the annotation of a GenBank genome assembly
AUGUCCGUCGCCAUCCUGCCCCUCUCCACAUCCAACGGCUGGCCGCCCAGCGUGGCAGGCAUCGUGCAGCCCUCCCAGUCCUCGUUCCUAAAGGGCUAUCUCAUAACGCCCAUCGCAGUUUCCUCUUCACCCACACACCUCCCACUCCUGUCCCCUUCCUCCCCACCCCGAUCCCUCCCUCUCCUCCCCUCCCAGUCCUCCUUCCUGUGGGGCUAUCUCAUAACGUCCAUCGCAGUUUCCUCUUCACCCACACACCUCCCACUCCUGUCCCCUUCCUCCCCACCCCGAUCCCUCCCUCUCCUCCCCUCCCAGUCCUCCUUCCUGUGGGGCUAUCUCAUAACGCCCAUCAUGCCUAAUUCCCGCUUCACCCCCCCUCGCCCACCUAUGCCCUCCCCCCCUCCCUCCCCCCCUUUCCCCUCCCCACCUUCCCAGUCCUCCUUCCUAUGGGGCUAUCUCAUAACGCCCAUCAUCGGGGGGUCGCUCGCCGACCGUUAUGGCGGGCGCCCCGUGCUGGCAGCUGGGCUGGCGCUCUGGUCGCUGGCCACACUGCUCACUCCCUCCGCUGCUGCUCAUUCGUUGGGUGCCCUCUUAACUGUGCGCGCUGUCAUGGGGCUGGGGGAGGGCGUUGCCCUACCCUGCAUGAACCACAUGGUUUCACGCUACGUGCCAGAGAACAGGCGGGCCUGGGCCGUAGGAAUCUGCUUCGCGGGAUUCCACGUGGGCAGCAUGCUAGGGCUGCUCUCCGCUCCUUCCCUCAUGGCCCUGCCGGGUCUGGGAUUGACCGGCCCCUUCCUGAUCUUUGGAGCGCUGGGGCUGCUCUGGCUCGCGCUCUGGCUGCUCCUCGUGCCUGCUGAUGCCGCUGCUGCACCUAGUGCUUCUGCUGCCUCUUGUGCUCAUAGUUUUGAGUCGACUCAAAAGGUGCCCGGCGAUGCUCCUGCUGCGCCUAGUGCUUCUGCUGCCUCUGGUGCUGUUAGUGGCGGGCAGCUGGACGGGAAGCAGAGGAUGCAGAGUGGGUCGCGCGUUACGGUGUGGCAGCUGCUGUCGCACCCGGCCUCAUGGGCCAUCAUCAUCGCCAAUACCGUCAAUAACUGGGGCUACUUCAUUCUGCUCUCCUGGAUGCCACUCUACUUCAACCAGGUGCUGCACACGGACAUCCGCCAGGCGGCGUGGUUCAGUGUGGGCCCAUGGGCGGUGCUGCACACGGACAUCAGGCAGGCAGCGUGGUUCAGUGCGGGGCCAUGGGCGGUCAUGGCGGGGAUGGGGCUGCUCGCAGCAGGGGUGGCGAACCGCAUGGAGGGCAGACAGGGCAUGACCCGCACCGCCGUGCGCAAAGUCAUGCAGACUGCCGGGUUCCUGGGGCCGGCUGCAUCGCUGCUGCUGCUCACGCGCAUGACCUCCGCCCCCCUCGCUGCCCUCUGCCUCACUGCUGCUCUCGGCCUGAGUGCAUUUAGCCAAGCCGGGUGGCUCCUCAACCACAAGCCAAGCCGGGUGGCUCCUCAACCACAAGGUGCGCGCUCUGCAACCCUCCUCUCCACCCCUCGCUUUCUCCAUCGCUUAAUCUCUCACUCUUCCUCACUGCUGCUCUCAGCCUGA